Alosa sapidissima (American shad) is the source of this 18011-nucleotide messenger RNA. It is a transcript of the gene hmcn1, whose product is annotated as hemicentin 1. Gene Ontology annotation, molecular function: calcium ion binding; axon guidance receptor activity. The record is from RefSeq and is a predicted model, not a curated record. Gene Ontology annotation, biological process: homophilic cell-cell adhesion; synapse organization. Gene Ontology annotation, cellular component: axon; plasma membrane; neuronal cell body. Lineage: Eukaryota; Metazoa; Chordata; Actinopteri; Clupeiformes; Clupeidae.
GAGAGAGUCGUGCGUUAUAUCUGACCGGGGGCUACAGACGCGGCAACAGCAUCUUUAGCCUGAAUCGGGGAAGGACACAGUUGUCUCCCUCUUUUCUUCAGCUGUCGCUCUGUUCGUGUUUGUGGGAAAGUUGUCCAGAGUUUGCACUCACUCGGCAUUUGGUCUCGUGCGUGGAACCAAUGUCUCCCCCUUCUUCUCGGUACCGACGCUAAGGUUCUAGAGUGGGAAGCACACAACUAAAGUCGAACUUUUCUCCAGUGCUCAGACCGGUCGGGUCUUUGCAGAAUGGGCUUCAUCCUCUCGCCUCAGUGGCUCCUGCCACUCUUGGUGGCGGCUUUAUCCACAGCGCAAGACCCACGAAGCCCCGAACCGGACCAAGACAUUCCGGAGGGAGCGUCCACCUUGGCGUUUGUUUUUGACGUGACUGGUUCCAUGUACGACGAUCUGGUCCAAGUCAUCGAGGGGGCAUCAAAGAUUUUGGAGACGUCUCUCAGCCGACCCCAGCGACCGCUGUACAACUUCGCUCUAGUUCCCUUCCACGACCCAGAGAUCGGACCGGUUACCAUCACAACGGACCCAAAGAAGUUCCAGGACGAGCUGAAGGAGCUUUAUGUCCAGGGGGGUGGAGACUGCCCAGAGAUGAGCGUUGGGGCCAUCAAGAUCGCCUUGGAGAUUUCCUUGCCGGGGUCCCACAUUUAUGUCUUCACAGAUGCCCGAUCUAAAGACUACAAGCUGGCCCAUGAGGUUCUUCAGCUCAUCCAGCAGAAGCAGUCUCAGGUGGUGUUUGUGCUGACAGGAGACUGCGAUGACAGGUCCCACAUUGGCUAUAGGGUCUAUGAAGAGAUUGCCUCCACCAGCUCCGGGCAGGUGUUUCACCUGGACAAGAAACAGGUCAACGAGGUUCUGAAGUGGGUGGAGGAGGCGGUUCAGUCCUCUAAGGUCCAUCUGCUCUCCACGGACCACUCGGGCUCCGAGGCCAACACGUGGCCUCUGCCCUUUGACCCCAGCCUAAAGGAGGUCACCGUGGCCCUCAGUGGCCCUGCGCCCAACAUAGAGAUACGCAACCCACAGGGCAAACUCAUAGGAAGCAGGGAUGGUCUGACAGAGCUACUGAACAUUCCCAACUCUGCCAAGGUCAUCAACGUGAAAGAUCCACAGCCAGGAAUGUGGACCAUCAAGACCUCCAGCAAGGGUCGCCACUCUGUCCGCAUCUCAGGCCUCAGCACCAUCGACUUCCGGGCUGGCUUCUCCAGAAAGCCCACGCUGGACUUCAAGAUGACCUCUAGUCGGCCCGUGCAAGGUAUCCCUACCUUUAUCCUUCUCAACACCACGGGGCUGACCCACCCGGCGCGGCCUGACCGCCUGGAGCUGCUGAGCACCACGGGGGCCGUGCUCAAGACCCUGCCCAUCCGCUACUUCCCCUCGCGCGAGCCCUACGGCAUCUGGAACAUCACCGAGUUCAUGCCGCCUGACGAGGCCUUCUUCCUGCGUGUCACCGGCUACGACCGCGACGGCUUCGUCUUUCAGCGCGUCUCCAGUGUGUCCUUCUCCAGCAUCGUGCCAGAUGCCCCUAAGGUUCAGAUGCCCGCCCGUACCCCUGGGUAUUACCUGCAGCGUGGGGGCAUUAACUGCCUGGUGGACAGUCUCAUUCCCUACACAGUCCGCUUUACCAGGGACGGGACACGACUCGGGGUCGACCAGCUCUACAAGGAAUCAGCGUCGGCCGAGUAUGUGAUUGAUCAGGUGUCUUUGAAGGACGAGGGCUUUUACGAGUGUAUCGCCAUCAAUAGUGCUGGAACAGGACGAGCACGCACCUUCCUGGACGUCUCAGAGCCCCCUCCAGCCAUCUCGGUGCUGGCCAACUCCACAGCGUCCCCCGGUGGUCGUGCCCUGCUCUCGUGCCAGGUGGUCAGCACGGUGGCCUUCAACCUGACCUGGCAGCGCGGCGGAGUGGACGCCCGCCUGGACCUCCGUACCCGCCUCACGCACAACCUCUCCCUGGAGCUGCGUGCCGUCCCCCCCGACGACGCCGGCUGGUACACCUGCGUCGCAACCAACGAGGGGGGAGCGUCUAGCGCACGGGUCUACCUCAACGUGCAAGAGCCGCCACUGGUCAGUGUGGAGCCACGGAACCAGACGUUUCAGGAGGGCGACGAGGUUUGGAUCCGAUGCUCCGCCAAGGGCUUCCCCACGCCCAACGUGGUGUGGACUCACAAUGACAUGUUCAUCAUGGGAUCCAGCAGGCAGUGGAUGAGCCCUGAUGGGACGUUGGUGAUCAGGAACACGGUGAAGAAGGACGCCGGCGUGUAUGGCUGCCUGGCCAGCAAUGUGGCUGGAACACAGUCUCAGACCUCUGUCCUCACCUACAUAGAGUCCCCUCAGGUGACGGUGCUCCAAAGUGAGCUCCUGGUGGGUCUAGGGGAGAUGGUGCUCAUGGAGUGUACUGCCACUGGUAUCCCACAGCCAGAGUUCCACUGGUACAAAGGUGAUUCGGAACUGCAUGCGUCUGGAUUGGUGGACGUUGACCCUGAGAGGGGCACUCUGAGCGUUUUACAUGCCCAGGACGCUGACGCAGGGGACUACACCUGUGUGGCCGUCAACGCAGCAGGAAACGACCAGGGCCUCAUCACACUAGAUGUGGGAUCUGCCCCUGAGUUCACGCUGCGACCCACAGACGUGGCUGCGGACAUUGGCUCCAACAUCACCAUGCCCUGCCGCGCCACGGGGCAUCCCACUCCGGUCAUCACCUGGCGCCGUGACGACAACGCAGCUCUCUUCUCCCCGCAGCACGAGCACAGCUUGGUCACGCAGACGCGAGAGGGACACCUGCACAUCAGCGAUCUGUGGGUGGAGGAUGAAGGCUUGUACUGGUGUGAAGCACAGAAUCCAUUUGGAAAGAUCCAAACCCAGGCCACUAUCACAGUCACUGGACUCGUGUCUCCGGUCAUAGGCCUGAGUCCUGCAGUGGUGAGUGUGGUGGAGGAUCAGCAAGUGACUCUGCCCUGUGUGCUUCUGGCUGGAAACCCACUGCCAGAACGAGUCUGGAUUCACCACAACGGCCUGGUGCUGUCUGACUCUCAUGUGAGCAUCCGUAAAGAUGGCAGUCUACACAUUGAGCGUGUGCGACUACAGGACGAAGGGGACUACACCUGCCUGGCAGAGAAUGUUGCCGGCUCAAGCAACCACACCACCACCCUCAACAUAUACGUCAUGCCAAGUAUUCAACAUGGGCCUCAAGUCUUUAGCACAAUAGAGGGAGCUCCGAUCUCUUUGCCCUGCAAUGCCAAUGGAGUACCCAAGCCAGACAUCACCUGGUCAAAGCGUGGGGAGCUGUUGGACCUGAGCGGUUCCGCGUUCUCACUGCGUGAGGACGGUUCCCUGCACAUCACGUCUCCUGGAGGGAACGAGUCGGGGGAGUUCCUCUGCACCGCCACCAACGCAGCCGGAUACGCCUCCAGAAAAGUCCAGCUCACCGUCUACGUGAGACCCAGACUGAGUGGUGGAGGUGGAGGUGGAGGUGGAGGUGGGGGUCCGCUGGAGGUGACGGCCAUAGCGGGCAGUGAUGCCACCCUCCCCUGCGAGGUCCAUAGUCUCCCCCCGCCCAUCAUCAGCUGGUCCAGAGACAGACAGCUCAUCUCACCACACUCGCCACGGCACACACAGCUUUCCUCUGGCUCUCUGAAGAUUCUGGACACGCGAGUGUCCGACAGUGGACUUUAUGUGUGUGUGGCCUCAAACAUCGCUGGCAACUUCACACAGACCGUUCGACUCAGUGUGCAUGUCCCCCCCAGCAUCCAGCCAGGGCCGCGCCUGAUGAAGGUGCAGGUGGGCCAUCCCGUGGAGCUGCCCUGUGUGGCCCAGGGCGUGCCAGAGCCCACCAUCAGCUGGCUGAGGGACGGCGCCGCCCUGGAGGUGAGCCGGGGCAACUACCGCCUCACCGGAGAUGGUACGCUGAAGAUCAGGAAGGUGGGCCUGGACGACGAGGGGGUCUACACCUGCAGGGCCAGCAAUGUCGCCGGGCAGGACGAGGCCAACGUCCAGAUCCUGGUCCAAGUGCCCCCAGUGGUGGAGGUGUCAGAGCCUCCGUUCAACAGCCCUCUUCAGGAGCGCACGGCCAACCAGCGCAUCGCAUUCCCCUGCCCAGCCAAAGGCACUCCUAAGCCGGUGAUCAAGUGGCUGCGUAACGGGGAGGAGCUGACAGGGGCGGAGCCUGGAGUGUCCAUCCUGGAGGACGGCACGCUGCUCAUCCUCGCGUCCGUGUCGCCACUGGACAGCGGCGAGUACGUCUGCAUGGCCGUCAACGACGCCGGCUCCACCGAGAAGAAGUACCAGCUGAAAGUGAACGUGCCACCUGAUGUUCGAGACGGUGGGUUGCCAAGCAACGUCUCCGUGGUAAUGAACCAGCCCACCAGCCUGCUUUGUGAUGUGAUAGGAAGCCCCGCCCCAGUCAUCACAUGGUAUAAGAACGAUGUGCCGGUGGUGCCAAGUGGGAAUGUGCAGAUCCUGCAGCAGGGGAAGGUUUUGCGGCUGCAGAAGGCAGCAGUCGCUGAUGCUGGACAGUACACAUGUAAGGCCAUCAACAUCGCUGGCAGCACAGAGAAGGACUUCCACUUGGAUGUGCUCGUCCCCCCCAGCAUCGUCGGGACAGGUGCCCCUCGAGACGUCUCCGCCAUUCUCAACCAGGAGGUCAACUUGGAGUGCAGGGUCAAAGGGGAACCCUUUCCCACAAUUCAGUGGUACAAAGACAGGAAGCUGGUAUUUGUGGGUGACCCCAAUGUGGAGGUUCUGGACAGAGGUCAGCUUCUGAAGAUCAAGAGUGCUCGUCUGGGAGACCAGGCCCACUACCACUGCAGUGUCACCAAUGCAGCCGGAAAGCAGUCCAAAGAUUUCAACCUCAGCAUAUAUGUGCCCCCCAGCAUCAAGGGUGGUAACGUGACGUCCGACGUGACGGCUCUGCUGGACACCAUGGUGACCCUGGAGUGUGAGGCUCGGGGCGUGCCUCUGCCCACCAUCACCUGGCUGAAGGGCGGAGAGCCCCUGCUGUCCAGCCGACAGACGCAGUACGUGGACCGAGGACGCCUCCUCAAGAUCCCGCGGGUGCAAGAGGCCGAUGCCGGCCGCUACACCUGCAGAGUAACCAGCGUUGCGGGCACUGCCGAGAAACACUACCUCCUGGACGUCUAUGUCCCUCCCUCCAUCCUGGGAGGUGGGGACAUCCCGGCGGAGCGUAAGGUGGUGUUGACGGAGGGUCUGACCCUGGAGUGUGAAGCGGACGGCCACCCCACCCCCUCUCUGAGCUGGCUCAAGGAUGGCGUUCCGGUACGUUCCGGCGAGAAGCUCCAGGUCCUGGACCAGGGCCGGCGGAUACAGAUCCUCAACGCCAACCCCUCGGACGCCGGACGCUACGUGUGCGUGGCAACCAGCGUUGCCGGGGAGACGGAAAUGAAAUAUGACGUCAACGUCCUUGUGCCCCCAGAGAUAGAGGGAUCAGAGGAAAAGAUUGAUAUGUCUGUUGCCAUCAACAACCUGCUGGAACUGGAAUGUGAUGUUGCUGGAACACCUGCACCUGUUAUCACUUGGCUGAAGGACGGUCAGCCGGUGAGGCAGGGGGACAGGGUGCGCAUUGGGAGUGGUGGCCGGCGGCUGGUCAUCUCUCGUGCUCAGGUGUCGGACACAGCGCGUUUCCAGUGUGUGGCUACCAACGAGGCUGGAGAGCAGGAGAGAGAGUUCAACGUGGCCGUGCAUGUUCCUCCGUCCAUCCGCUCCACUGGCCCUGCGGAGCGCUCUGUGGUCCUCCAGCGUCCCAUCAGCCUUCAGUGUGUGGCCAGUGGCAUCCCUGCUCCCAGCAUUACCUGGCUCAAAGAUGGCCGCCCUGUGGACACCACUCGGGAGUAUCUGAAGCUUGAAUCAGGCGGCAAGACUCUGCACAUCACCCAGGCCAGACUAGAGGAUGCUGGGAAAUACACAUGUGUGGCCACCAACGCUGCCGGCGAGGCUCAACAGCACGUCCGACUCAGUGUCCACGAGCCUCCAAACAUCAUAUUCGAUGAGGACUCUGUCAAUCAUACUGUUGUGGUGGGAUACCCAAUUCAACUGCAGUGCAAGGUGACAGGAACUCCACUACCAGCUGUGACCUGGUAUAAGGAUGGACGACCUCUGACCUCGGUGGCAGGCGUGACCCUGCUGAACCGGGGUCAGGUGCUGGAGUUGAGCCGCGCUCAGGUGUCGGACACGGGGGCGUACCGCUGCGUGGCCAUCAGUGUGGCGGGAAACGCAGAGCUCACACACACUCUGCAGGUGUAUGUGCCCCCGUCCAUCUCCAGUGAUGGUGGGAUGGUGUCGGUGGUGGUCAACGAGGCUGUGCGUCUGGAGUGUGAGGCUGCAGGGGUGCCCACGCCCACCCUUACCUGGCUCAAGGACGGCAGCCCGGUCACUAGCGUCUCCCAGGGCCUGCAGGUGUUGUCUGCCGGCAAGCUGUUAGCCUUCAGCAGUGCUUUAGUGAGUGAUGCUGGGCGUUACACCUGUGUGGCUGUCAAUGCUGGGGGAGAGACUCAAAAGGAUUAUGAUCUUAGAGUGUACGUGCCCCCCAACAUCAUGGGGGAGGAGGCCAACGUGACGGUGCUGAUGGGCCGGCCGGUGGAGCUGCGCUGCCAGAGUGAUGCCAUUCCCCCGCCAACACUGACCUGGCGCAAGGACGGCCGCCCGCUCUACAGGAGACCUGGCACCAUAGUGUCAGAGGAUGGCAGUUUGCUGAAGGUGAGCAGUGCUCAGGUGCAGGACGCAGGCAGGUACACCUGUGAGGCCACCAAUGUGGCGGGCAAAACCGAGAAGAACUACAACCUCAACGUGUGGGUGCCCCCCAGUAUCCGCGGCUCUGAGGAGAUGUCCCGUGUGGUGGUGGUGGAGGGCAGUCCCAUGUCGCUGGUGUGUGAGUCCAGUGGUAUUCCCCCACCCAGCCUCACCUGGAAGAAAGACGGCACUGAGCUGAAAGCAGAUGCUCGUGUGCGUGUUCUCUCUGGCGGGAGGCAGCUGCAGAUCUCCAGUGCAGAGCACACAGACACCGCCUCCUAUAGCUGCUUAGCAACCAGUGCAGCUGGCAGCGCCAUGAAGCAGUACAGCCUGCAAGUCUAUGUUCGCCCUUCCAUCAGACGCAGCGGGCCGGCGGAGCUAACGGUGACGCGCGGCACCGACGUCACACUGGAGUGCGAGGCCGAGGGCGUGCCUCGCCCCGCCAUCACCUGGCUCAAGGACGGACGGCCCGUCGCCCACGGCAACGGCGCGCAGGUGCUCAGCGAGGGCCGCCUGCUGCAGAUCCACGAGGCCCGCGUGUCGGACACGGGCCGCUACACCUGUGUGGCGGUCAACGUGGCCGGAACCACCGACAGCAAGUACGACGUCAACGUGCACGUUCCCCCCAGCAUCACGGGUCAGACGGCGACUCCUCAGAACGUGAGUGUGGUGGUGCGCAACCCAGUGGCUCUGACGUGCGAAGCCUCGGGAAUCCCACUCCCCUCCAUCACCUGGCUCAAGGACGGCACGCCAGUCAGCGCCUCCAGCUCUGUCCGCAUCAUCUCAGGAGGGAGGAGCUUGCGUCUGAUGCACGCAGCAGUGGAGGAUGCUGGGAGAUACACCUGUAUUGUAUCCAACCCUGCUGGGGAGGAGCGCAUGAACUUUGACCUGGACAUACUUGUUCCUCCCAGCAUAGUGAAGGAGGGGACAGUGGAGGAUGUGAAGGUCAAGGACAGACAGAACGUGACGCUGGCCUGUGAGGUCACUGGUAACCCGGUGCCCGAGAUCACAUGGCUGAAGGAUGGGCUGCCAUUGGUCAGUGACCGGCGUCACCAGGUGAUGUCACACGGGCGCUUUCUCCAAAUCAUAGCAGCCCAGGUGUCUGACACGGGCAGGUACAGUUGCCUGGCGACCAACAGUGCUGGGGACCGCAGCCGACACUUCAAUCUCAAUGUGCUGGUGUCUCCCACCAUCCUGGGCUCUGGUCCUGAGGGCUCUGCGGAGGAGGUGACGGUGACCCUGAGCAGCCCCACAUCUCUGGUGUGCGAGGCUCAGUCCUACCCCCCUGCCAUCAUCACCUGGCUUAAGGAUGGUGCCCCCUUCCAGUCAGGGCGCAACGUGCGAGUGCUUCCAGGUGGGCGAACGCUGCAGAUCCUGAGGGCGCAGGAGGAGGAUGCUGGCAGGUACACGUGUGUGGCCACCAACGAAGCAGGAGAGACGCUCAAGAACUACGAGGUCAAAGUUUACUUGCCUCCUGUGAUCAGCAAGAACGACGUGCCUGGAGAGGGUCUGGCCCCGAAGGAGGUCAAGAUCAAAGUCAACAACACACUCACGCUGGAGUGCGAGGCGCAGGCCAUCCCCACCCCCACGCUGCUCUGGUAUAAGGAUGGGCAGCUGCUGAGAGGUGAUGACCAUGUCAGCAUCUCCGCUAACGGCCGGGUGGUGCGCAUCCAGCAGGCUCAGGUCUCCGAUACUGGCCGCUACACCUGCGUGGCGUCCAACCUGGCUGGCGAGGACGAGAAGGACUUUGAUGUAAAUAUACAAGUGCCCCCAACUUUCCGAGGAGGUAACGGGGGUGUGGGUGGCGCUGGCGUUGAUGUGAAGGAUGUGAUCCUGAAUAACCCCAUCUCUCUGUACUGUGAGACCAAUGCUGUCCCUCCUCCCACUCUCACCUGGUACCGCGAUGGACAGCCACUCACCUCCAAUGACAAAGUACUCAUCCUGCCUGGUGGUCGUGUCCUGCAGAUCCCCAGAGCACAGGCAGAGGAUUCUGGGAGAUACACGUGUGUCGCUGUGAACGAGGCUGGCGAAGACUCCAUCCAGUAUGACGUCAGAGUGCUGCUGCCCCCCACCAUCCGUGGCUCUGAUUCAGACACCCCAGAGGAGAAGACGGUGCUGCUCAACAAAACCACCCAGCUAGAGUGUGUGGUGGGCGGAAGCCCCGCCCCUCAGAUCAGCUGGCUCAAGGACAACCAGCCAAUCACAGCCGAUGACUCACAUCGCAUUCUGUCCAAUGGCCGCACGCUACAGGUGAUUAAUGCCCAGGUGACAGACACCGGACGAUAUGUAUGUGUGGCAGAGAAUGUGGCAGGGAGUGCAGAGAAAUCCUUUAACCUGAAUGUGCAUGUGCCUCCCUCUAUCGUGGGUGUGAACCCUGAGAAUGUGACGGUGGUGCUGAAUAGCUUUGUGUCUCUGAGCUGUGAGGCCACAGGAUUCCCUCCCCCCUCCCUCAGCUGGCUCAAGGACAGGAGGCCCGUGCUGGCCAACACCAACGCACUCAUCAUGCCAGGAGGUCGGACGCUGCAGAUCCUGAGAGUGAAGAUGUCCGAUGGGGGGAAGUACAGCUGUGUGGCCAUCAACCCGGCAGGAGAGGCCCAGAAGCUCACACACCUCACUGUGCUCGUCCCUCCCAGUAUCAGGGGCAGCAGUGGCGACUCUCCCGUGUCGGUCAGCGUUCGUGUAGGGAACUCCGUCACCCUGGAGUGCGAGUCCAACGCCGUCCCGCCCCCCACCAUCACCUGGUACAAGAACGGCCGGCCUGUGGCAGAGACGGCCAACCUGCGCAUCCUCGCCGACGGACAGAGACUGGAGCUGAAGGGGGCCGAGGUAUCAGACACAGGCCAGUAUGUGUGUAAAGCCUCUAAUGUGGCUGGACAGGUGGACAAGAACUUCCACCUCAACAUCUAUGUCCCCCCCAGUAUAGACGGUCCUGCGGUGGAGCGCGUGGUGGAGACCAUCAGUAACCCGGUCACCUUCUCUUGCGACGCCUCCGGCAUCCCCCCACCCAGCCUUACCUGGCUCAAGAAUGGACGACCCAUAGAGAACUCGGACUCCCUGGAGAUGCAUAUUGUGUCUGGGGGCAGUAAGCUGCAGAUCGCCCGCUCCCAGCUGGCAGACUCGGGCACCUACACCUGCCUGGCAUCCAACCUGGAGGGCAAGGCCCGCAAGACCUACCACCUCACCAUACAGGUGCCACCCAGCAUCGCGGGCUCUGAUUUGCCAAGUGAAGUGGGCGUGCUGCUGAAUGACAGCGUACAGCUGGUGUGUCGAGCACUGGGAACUCCACCUCCCAUAGUGCAGUGGCUAAAGGAAGGAAAAGCCUUGACCCGAGAAGACCUGAAGAACAUCAGGAUGAGCCCAGACAACAGCACCCUGACAGUGACUCGAGCUCAGCCAUCUGAUGGGGGUAAAUACACGUGUGUGGCCACCAACAAAGCAGGGGAGGAGAACCGCAUCUUCAACCUCAACGUCUAUGUCCCUCCUGUGAUCCAGGAUAACGGUGGCUCGGCGGUUGACCUGACGGCAGUGCUGGACAGCUCUGUGAGCGCGGAGUGUGUGGCGGUGGGCUUCCCUCCUCCGCAGCUCAACUGGCUGAAGAAUGGCCUCCCUUUGCCCGUGUCCUCGCACACGCGCCUGCUCUCGGCCGGACAGGUCCUCCGCAUUGCUCGUGCGCAGGUGUCGGACGGUGGCAGCUACACCUGUGUGGCCUCCAACAGGGCAGGUGUGGACAACAAACAUUUCAACCUACAGGUGCACGUUCCUCCGACCCUGGAGGGAGCGGGCAGUCUUGAGGAUAUCACCGUGGUGGCAGGUAGCCAGGUGACCCUGGCGUGUGUGGCAGACGGGACGCCCCCGCCCACCCUGAAGUGGCAAAGGGAGGGGGUGACGGUGCGUCCAGAUGUCCAUCUCAGUCUGCCCAACCAGGGCUCAACGCUGCACAUCCUCAGUGCCAACGUCAGCCACACGGGGCGCUACACCUGCACGGCAGCCAACCAGGCUGGAGAGGCCAGCAGAAAUUACAACCUCAAAGUGCUGGCCCCUCCUCAGAUCCGAGGUGCUGGCGUGCCCACGGAGGUGUCGGUGGUGGUGGGCCGCGUGCUGGAGCUGCUGUGCGAGGCCGACGGGGUGCCCCUACCCACGGUCACCUGGAUGAAGGACGGCAGGCCACUGCCCCAGACCGACGCCGUGCGCCUGCUCCGGGGGGGAGAACUGCUCAGGGUGGCCUCCGCUCAGGUGGAGGACACUGGACGAUACACAUGUCUGGCCACGAGUCCCGCCGGAGACGAUGACAGGGAGUUCCUGGUCAGGGUUCAUGUGCCACCGAACAUCGCUGGAGAGAGCACUCCACAGAAUGUGUCAGUGCUGCAGAACAGACAGGUGACACUGGAGUGCAAGUCAGACGCCAUCCCUCCCCCAACCCUCACCUGGCUCCAGGACGGGGCUCCUCUGCAGGUGUCUCCACGUGUGCGCAUUCUCUCUGGAGGUCGUUACCUGCAGAUCAACAACGCUAACCUGCCUGACGCUGCUCAGUAUACCUGUGUGGCCAGCAAUGUGGCAGGAGAGACCAGGCGCCAGUUCAACCUCGCUGUCAACGUGGUCCCCACCAUAAAGCCAGGCCCUGAGUCGGUGUCGGUGCAUGUGAGCCAGUCAGUGCUGCUGGAGUGUGUGGUGAGUGGAGUUCCAACUCCACGCAUCACCUGGAGAAAACACGGAGCCAUCUUAGCCAAUAACAACCCGAGGUACACGUUUGGUGAGGACGGCUCGCUGCGUAUCAGCUCUGCUCAGGUGACUGAUACGGGCCGCUACCUCUGCAUGGCUACCAACCAGGCUGGCACCCAGCGCAGGAGAGUGGACCUCCAGGUGUACGUUCCCCCAUCCAUCGCUCAGACAUCCCACAAUAACAUCACGGUGACGGUGAAUGUCCAGACCACGCUCUCGUGCGAGGCCACAGGCAUCCCCAAACCGGCCGUCUCCUGGACCCGCAACGGCCGACCCCUCCACACCGACCACAACCAGAACAUAUACAGGUUGUUGUCAUCGGGGUCGCUGGUCGUCAUAGCACCCACAGUAGAGGACACGGGGGUUUAUGAGUGUGUGGUGACCAAUGAAGCUGGACAGGACAACAGAACCAUCACGCUCACAGUACAAGUUCCACCCUCCAUUGCUGAUGAGGCCACAGAGCUGGUGGUGAACAGACUGUCCCCGGUGGUGAUCGGCUGUACUGCGUCUGGGGUGCCCGAGCCCACUGUGCACUGGACCAAAGAUGGCCUGCGUCUGCCCAGCAGUGGACAAGGCUACACCAUCCUCCCCUCUGGUCCUCUCCAGAUCUCCUCAGCUGAGCUCGGCCACUCUGGCCGCUACUCCUGCAUCGCCAGGAACACUGCUGGCUCCGCCCACCGCCACGUCCACCUCAGUGUGCAGGAGCCUCCAGUGAUCCAGAUGCACCCCCCCUCCCUGGAUGUGAUCCUGAAUAACCCAAUCACGCUGCCCUGCAAGGCCGAGGGCACCCCACGCCCUACCAUCAGCUGGCAGAAAGAGGGCAUCAACAUCCUCACUACAGGAGGUGGCUUCUCGGUUUUGCCCAGUGGUGGGCUUCAGAUCUCUCGUGCUCGGGCAGAGGACACAGGCACCUACAUGUGUGUGGCACAGAACCCUGCGGGCACCGCCCUGGGCAAGACCAAACUCAAAGUACAAGUGCCCCCUGUGAUCAGCUCGGACAGCAAAAGCUACACAGUCGCCAUGGACACGGCGGUGACCCUCCAGUGCCAGGUGGACGGGCACCCGACCCCCUCCGUCAGCUGGCGGCGUGACGGGCAGCCGGUGGAGGAGUCGGUGCGCGUGAGAGUCCUCAGCUCCGGCGCCCUGCACAUCGCCUUCGCCCAGCCGGGAGACACGGGCAAAUACACCUGCAGCGCUGCCAACGUGGCGGGCACUGCCAGCCUCGACAUGAGCCUCACCGUCCAGAUCCCUCCGUCCAUCCGUGCGGAGGAGCGUGAGCGGUGGGUGGUGGAGCACACGUCGGUGCAGCUGGCGUGCGUGGCGGAGGGCGUGCCCCAGCCCAGCCUGCUGUGGGAGAAGGACGGAGCUGCCCUGAGCGACAGCUCUGCAGAGUACACCAUCCUGCCCUCGGGGGAGCUGCUCAUCGACUCCGCUCAGCCUGAGGAUUCUGGGAGCUACACCUGCAUCGCCACCAACUCUGUGGGCCAGGACGUUCAAACGGUCACCCUGUCGGUCCACACGCACCCGGAGUUCACUGAACUACUGGGAGACGUCUCGCUCAACAAAGGAGAGCGCCUCCUGCUGGUCUGUGGGGCCUCCGGCAUCCCCGCGCCCAAAAUCACCUGGACCUUCAACAACAACAUCAUCCCAGCGCAAUUUGACCAUGUGAACGGGCACAGUGAACUGGUGAUUGAGCGGGUGAGCAAGGACGACUCUGGCACUUACUCCUGUGUGGCUGAGAAUGCUGUGGGCUCCAUCAAAUCUCUGGGCUUCGUCUAUGUCAAAGAGCCUCCCAUCAUAGAUGGAGACACCCACUCCAACCGCAUCGAGCCGCUGGGUGGGAACGCCAUCCUGAACUGUGAGGUGCGGGGUGACCCCCUGCCCACCAUCCAGUGGAGCAAGAAGGGCGUCAACAUCCCCAUCAGCAACCGCAUCCGCCAGCUGCACAACGGCUCGCUCGCCAUCUACGGCACCGUGAGUGAGGACGCGGGCAGCUACACGUGUGUAGCCACCAAUGAUGCGGGAGUGGUGGAGAGGAGUGUGACGCUCACUCUGCAGAGUGCUCCCUCCAUUACCUUAGAGCCGGUGGAGACGGUGGUGGAUGCCGGCAGCACGGUGGUCCUUAACUGCCAGGCGUCCGGCGAGCCCACGCCAGUCAUCCAGUGGUCCCGCCUCGGCCGCCCCCUGCUGGCCAAUCCGCGCUUCGCGCUGCUCACCAACGGCUCGCUACGAUUGGUCAGUGCGCAGAAGGAGGAUACUGCUGAGUAUGAAUGCGUGGCGCGCAACCUCAUGGGCUCCGUGAUGGUUAGGGUGCCACUGACUGUGCGGGUUCACGGCGGCUUCUCUGAGUGGAUGGACUGGGGCCCGUGCAGCGUGUCGUGUGGUGAAGGCGUGCAGCGCAGGCUCAGGCAGUGCAACAACCCACUCCCAGCCAAUGGGGGGCGCCACUGCGUCGGCAGCGACACAGACAUACGCAACUGCCAUGGCAAACCCUGCCCAGUGGAUGGGAGCUGGUCAGAGUGGUCCUCCUGGGAGGAGUGUUCUCGUACCUGCGGCCAUGGCAACAGGACGCGUGUGCGCACAUGCAGUGACCCCCCUGCCCAGCACGGAGGGCGAGCCUGUGAGGGGAAGGCUGUAGAGGCCAUCAUGUGCAGCAUCCGACCCUGUCCAGUGGCUGGUAACUGGGGCUCCUGGCUGCCCUGGGGCCCGUGCAGUGAGACGUGUGGGAAGGGCACUCAGACACGCGUGCGUCUGUGCAACAACCCCCCGCCAGCCUUCCACGGCCCGCCCUGCGACGGACCCGACACUCAGACACAAGUGUGCAAAGAGAGACCCUGUCCAGUGGACGGGAAGUGGUCAUCGUGGGUCAGCUGGGGGGCGUGUAGCGUUUCCUGUGGGGGCGGGACCAGGCAACGGACACGCCUCUGUGCUAACCCCGCCCCUCAGCACGGAGGGCGGCAGUGUGAAGGGAACGACGUGCACAUCGACUUCUGCAACAGCGAACCCUGCCCAAUCCAUGGGAACUGGGGCCCGUGGGGCAGCUGGGGUUCGUGCAGUCGCUCGUGUAAUGGCGGUCAGAUGCGCCGCCACCGCAGCUGUGACAACCCCCGACCUGCCAACGGAGGCCGCACCUGCGCCGGGUCAGACGCACAAACUCAGCGUUGCAGCACGGCCAGCUGUCCUGUGGAUGGCAGCUGGGGACCCUGGCAGGCCUGGGGAGAGUGCUCAGCUUCCUGUGGUGGUGGGGAGAGAACACGGACCAGACUAUGCAACAGCCCAUCGCCUAGCAACAAGGGUCGUCCUUGUCCAGGAGACUCCAAUCAGCUGUCCAGGUGUAACCCGAAGGCAUGUCCAGGUGGUCCACAGAGAGCCCGAGGCAGCAUCACUGGGAACAUUAACGAUGUGGAGUUUGGCAUCGCCAUUCUAAAUGCCACCAUCUCUGACAACCAAUCAGGACCCAGGACCAUCCAGGCCACCAUUUCUAAUGUCCCACGUAGCCUUGGUCCUGCUAUGAGGAAGCUCAUCUCGCUCCUGAACCCUAUCUAUUGGACGACGGCCCAGGAAAUAGGCGAGGCUGUGAAUGGCUACACCCUCACCGAUGGCGUGUUCAGACGAGAGACACAAGUCGAGUUUGCCACAGGGGAGAUCCUGCACAUGACGCAUGUUGCCCGUGGGCUGGACUCUGACGGCGUGCUGCUGUUGGACAUCGUGGUGAACGGACACAUCCUCCAGUUGCCCUCUAAUGCUGACAUCAGCCUGAAGGACUACUCUGAGGACUACAUCCAGACUGGAGCAGGCCAGCUGUACGCCCAGUCCACGCGCAUGUUCAGCGUUGACGGCGUGAGCGUGCCGUACUCGUGGAACCACACCAUCAGCUACGAGCACAGCCGCGGCCGCAUGCCCUACCUGGUGGAGACGCUCCACGCCGCCUCCAUCUCCGCUCACUACCACCCCCUGGAGGAGGUGCUGGAGUACACCAUCCACGCCAGCAUUGCCAAGGGUGACCGUAGUAACCAGUGUCCCGGUGGAUUCCAGCUGGACCCCACCGGUCCAUACUGUUCAGAUGAGAAUGAGUGUGAGGAAGGUAACCCCUGUUCUCACACGUGUCACAACGCCAUCGGCACAUACUACUGUUCCUGCCCCCGAGGGCUCACCAUAUCAGCUGAUGGAAGGACGUGCCAAGACAUAGACGAGUGUGCGCUGGGAGGCCACGUGUGUCACAGUGGGCAGGAGUGCGAGAACACCAUUGGCUCCUACCGCUGCGUGAUGCGAUGUGGGCGGGGCUUCAGGAGGACGACGGACGGGCUGAGUUGCCAAGACGUGAACGAGUGCCAGGAGUCCAACCCGUGCCACCAGCACUGUCUGAACACCAUCGGGAGUUUCCGCUGCGCUUGUGAGCCAGGCUACCAGCUCAGGAACCGCCGCUGCAUCGAUAUUAACGAGUGCAGACAGCGGGUGUGCCGAUCGGACCAGCAGUGCAAGAACACGCGUGGCGGGUACACCUGCAUCGACCUGUGCCCAUCGGGCAUGACCAAGGGUGGCAACGGCACGUGUGUAGAUGUGGAUGAGUGCAGAGAUGGCACGCACCAGUGCAGGUAUAACCAGGUGUGUGAGAACACACGCGGCAGCUACCACUGCACCUGCCCACGGGGGUACCGCUCCCAGGGCGUGGGCCGACCUUGUCUGGACAUUAACGAGUGCGAGGCAGUGCCCCCUCCGUGCGCCCACCGCUGUGCCAACAGCCCCGGCAGCUUCCGUUGCGUGUGCCCGCCUGGCCAGCACCUCCUGGGCGACGGCAAGUCGUGCGCCGGGCUGGAGCGCUUGCCCAGCUACCAGAGCCUCACCUACGGCUACCAAGGGUGGCAGGGCUCGUCCGGCGGUGGCCGGCGCUACCACAGCCUGGCGGCGCAGAGUUUCGACUCCUACCAGCGCCCGGCGACACCCUCGCGCUCGCGCCGGCACGCCGCACACUCCCUCCACCCACGCUCGCACCCUGACCCUCUCUCCUGCCCCCCAGGGCUCAGGCCAGGGACUGGCCGCUGCGUAGACAUCAAUGAGUGUGAGCAGCGUGACACGUGUCAGCACGAGUGUGUGAACACACCUGGCAGCCACAAGUGUCUCUGCCCCUCUGGCUACCGCCUCAUGACCAACGGCAAGACUUGCCAGGACAUAGAUGAGUGUCAAGAGCAGAACAUCCAGUGUGGAGCCAACAGGAUGUGCUUCAACAUGAGGGGCAGCUACCAGUGCAUCGAUACGCCUUGCCCCCCCAACUACCAGAGAGAUGGUGCAACAGGUUUCUGCCUGAAGAACUGCCCGCCCAACGACCUGGAGUGUGCGCUGAGCCCCUACGCCCUGGAGUACAAGCUCCUGUCGCUGCCGUUCGGAAUCGCCGCCAACCAGGACCUGAUCCGGCUGGUGGCCUACACGCAGGAGGGCGUGGUGCACCCGCGCACCACCUUCCAGGCACUGGAGGAGCAGGAUGAGCAGAUGCCGUUCGCGCUGCGCGACGAGGGCCUCAAGGGGGUGCUGUUCACCACGCGGCCCCUGCGCCAGCCGCACACCUACCGCAUGAAGGUGCGGGCGCUGUCGUACGGCACCGACGGCAACAUCGACUACCACACCACGUUCAUCGUCUACAUUGCCGUGUCCGCCUAUCCCUAUUAAAGGAGCACUUUAUGAUGGCAAGAGGGAAGAGAGAAAGAAAAAGAGAACGAGUGAGAGAGAAAAAAGGAUGGAAAAUAAUGGUCAUGUCUCUUUCUCAGCAAGAGUUGGGUUGAGUGUGUAUAUGAAUGUGUGGGAGUGUGUUGUGUGUGUGUGUAUGUGUGUAUGUAUCUGUGUGCAUGUGUGAUAAUUUUGUUGGACACACUUGAACAAACAAAAAAAUUGAAUCCAAAUAUCCAAUCACCUGUCAGAGGAACUGCCAACUGAAUGGCUCGACAUCGCCCCCUGAUGUCUUGGAGGUCUUCCAAACCUCUCUUCCAUUGUUGGCCUGUACAGGGAGCUUCAAGUGAUGAGAUGAAUGAGGCAGAACCAAACGGUUAGAUGGCCUACUCAGGCAUAUUUCAAGUUGAGGGUUGGAGAAAAAAAAUGCAACCAAAUGGCUACGUCUACCUACUAACUUAUUAAUAUGUGCUUGAAAAUGGAUAAGGUCGGUGUAUCAGCGAGAGGGGGCAUAGUUGAAAUAAGUGAUGGUGCUUGUGUGGGUGACAUGAAACUCCAAUGGGCUUGGGUUGUCCCUCUCCCACCCAUUUGACACCCAACCUCAGGUAAGCAUACAAACCCAUUGCAUAAUAGCCCCACCGCUUUCACUCGUAGCUUCACUUCAGCCCACAGUCCACUACUCCUGCGGUCCCAUACAGCCACAGACAUCAGUCAGUACCUAAGAUGUAUUCUAUUUUGAAUAUUUGUAUAUAAGUGUUUUUAUUCUGUAAUAUGAUUCUAUACUGUACGCUAUUCAUGUCUUUUUGUAAAAAAUGAAACAAUAAAUGUAUGACACAAAUCAA